This is a messenger RNA of Arabis nemorensis, 792 nucleotides long. The record is from the annotation of a GenBank genome assembly. NCBI's taxonomy places the organism in Eukaryota, Viridiplantae, Streptophyta, Magnoliopsida, Brassicales, Brassicaceae.
AUGGUGACUGGUGAAGAAGACGGCGAAAUCGACAACACUAAUAUGUUUCUAAUCGGAGAAAACGAAGUCGACGGUGACGAUUAUACCUCCGGUGUAUGGGAAUCGGAGAUUCAGAUGUACCGCAUCCACUCGAUCGAUUCAACGGUCGUGAUCCGUCAGUUACCGUCGCAAGGCAUCUCCUUCAAGCUCUGGCUUCCUGCAACAACACUCGUAACGCUUCUCGAUAACUACCGUCGUGACCCAGAAAACAGCCCACUCACUCGCACACUCUCGAGUUUCUCAUCACCGGUUAACAUCGUCGAGCUCGGGUCUGGAACUGGUAUCGUCGGAAUCACGGCGGCUGCGACGCUUGGUGGUAACGUCACGGUGACAGAUCUCCCCAACGUCGUCGAGAAUCUCAGAUUCAACGCCGACGCGAACGGUGAAGUGGUGACUAGAUCCGGUGGGAAAAUCCACGUGGCUCCUCUCCGUUGGGGAGAAGUUAAUGACGUGGAGGUUUUGGGUAACGUUGACUUGAUACUAGCCUCUGACGUGGUCUACGACGAGCAUCUUUAUGAUCCUCUGCUCAAAACGCUGCGUUUAAUGCUCUUUGAAGGAUCGAAGAGAGUGUUUCUUAUGGCUCAUCUCAAAAGAUGGAAGAAAGAAUCGAAUUUUUUCAAGAAAGCUAAGAAGAUUUUCGAUGUCGAUGUUAUACAUUGUGAUUAUCCUCAAGAAGGUUCUCGAAUCGGAGUUGUAGUUUACCGUUUUGCAUCGAAAGAUCAUACACAGAAAAAUGGUUUGUCAAAUGUUUGA